UCGUACCGACAUAGGGCCUAAACCAAUUGAAACAAUUUCAUAUUUCCUCGUAUAGCUGUUGUUAUCAUGGCCGUGUACACAUCACUGGAGAGUACCUCAGCCCCUCUCCUCAAAAGCGACUCCAAGCAACCUGCUCGAUUCGGUAGUCUGAUCGUCGAUUUGACAAUCAUAAGUGAAAAUGGAACGCCGUUCACUGACUUCAAAGAGGCGCCUUUCAACCUGACACUGCCAGUUUUUGAGAUCUAUGACAACGAAUUCGCAAUUUGCUCUUUUCGUUCUGGUGACGACCCGAUCUGGUAUACUGAUGGUUGCUGGGUUACCAGCGUUGCUGCCGAUGACGUCACAUGCAGCUGUGACCACCUGACACAUUUUGCCAUUCUUCUGCAAGUGAAGGAGGUGCGAUCAUACAAUCACACCUUUAUUCUAAGUCUUCUGACGCGUAUUGGCCUCGGUCUUUCCAUUGCGUGUCUCGUUGUCACACUGAUGACGUAUGUAUUCUGUCGACUGACCAGUGAUCGCAUUUUAACCCAUGCGAACUUGGCAUUGUCACUGAUGGCGUCACACGUUACAUUUCUGUUCACUGGAACGUCAAAUGAGACCGCGUGCACGGCGGUCGCCAUUUUGCUUCAUUUCUUCCUGCUGGCAGCUUUUACCUGGAUGGCACUAGAGGGCGUGUUUCUCUACAUCAAGUCCACGCCCACAUUCCGCUGGACGAUCCGAAUUCCAGUCUGGCUUUCGAUUGGAUGGGGAUGCCCAGCGGUUGUAGUUGGUAUCUCUGUCGCAAUCCGGUCACGUGACUACACAAGGCCCGGCAGCUGCUGGCUGUCCUUUGAUGGAGGGUUGGUCUGGGCCUUCUUGGCUCCGGUUAUCUGUGUUCUCAUUGGGAAUAUUUUCGUUCUUAUUCGACUCAUCCGGAUAUUCUACUCGCUGAAGAGCAACCAGGACAAAUCGAAAGUAAUGAAACUGAAGGCCGGACUCCGAAUGAUGUUGGUGUUGGAGCCGCUUCUGGCCAUGUCCUGGAUUUUCGGUGUGUUCUUCAUCGACGAAGCCACCAUCUUCUUUGCGUAUGCCUCUGUAGUCUUGAACACUCUGCAGGGCGUUUUCGUGUUUUUGUUCCAGUGCGUCUUUGAUCAAGAGGUGAGGCAGGCAUUUGCGAUGAGAGCAUCCAAGGUCCAAGCGAUUAACAUCCGUUUGGAAAACACUGCCACGACAAUGGCAGGAUCCACGUCUCAGCAUUGAUCUGAUCAGCUCUGGUAACAGACACCAACAAAGAUGACUGAGGAGGAACGCAGGAGAAAGAUGCGAAUAAAAUACUGCUAUUGGCUGUUUAACCGUACAAAUUAUUUGAGAUUUUAGUUAGCAUCUAUAGUGAAUGCAUUAUCAUAACGAGUUUCAUUCUCGACCAAAUGACGAACGCAAUAUGUUGUCAAUGUUCCAGAAUAUUGAAAAUAUAAAUUUAAAUGGUCUUUUUUUCUGAAAACAUACAAAAAAAAUUCGGAUUUACUUUUAGUAGAAAACGUUUUGCCGUAUUGACAAACAAAUUUGUGUGUAGUUAAUUGUACACCAGUCCUGACUCGGGCUGAUUUCACGUGUUCAAUCAGAUGAAUGUAAUUGGUUAGCUUUAAUCAACGAUGUGGAGUACAUAGGAGCUAUGUUGAAUUCCCAUAAUCCUUUAUUGUGUCCAUACGACAAUCUGUCUUGAAAAUUGACCUGCUUGCUUGCAUUAGCGAUGGGCAUGAAUACAAGUGAAAGCUGCGUAGUUUAAGCGUUCGUGCUAUGUCAUGCUCUUAGUAAGUGCUUUGUAAUGCUCUAAGUGAUUACUAUUUAAGGACUCAGAUUUUCAACCAAUUUUAUUGUCUUGAAACAAAUUGUAUUAAAAUGUUGAAUGUUCGUACAAAUAGUAGUUAACCCUUCGUUUUUAAAGAAGCCGAGUCACAGCAAGGGCGGAUCCGGGAGGGGGGGGGCCAAAGGGGGCCA
Messenger RNA from Patiria miniata (bat star), 1977 nucleotides. Its product is annotated as adhesion G protein-coupled receptor E5-like. Bases 67 to 1239 code for a protein of 390 amino acids. Gene Ontology annotation, biological process: adenylate cyclase-activating G protein-coupled receptor signaling pathway; cell surface receptor signaling pathway. Gene Ontology annotation, cellular component: membrane. Lineage: Eukaryota; Metazoa; Echinodermata; Asteroidea; Valvatida; Asterinidae. The record is from RefSeq and is a predicted model, not a curated record. Gene Ontology annotation, molecular function: G protein-coupled receptor activity. The transcript is spliced from 13 exons.